AUGAACAAAACAGUUUUUUGACGAAGUAUAUUUAACUGUGAGUCGUUCUUCGUGCAUUUUUCAAAUCACUUUCUAGUUUCGAUGGACACGUUUGAAGAAUGUUCAUGGUAAAGCAGCGAACGUUAAAUGUUGGAAGAAAAAUACACAAGAUGGAGCAGCGUGACUGUAGUCCUGUAGUGGAGCAUCGCAAGAUUGGCCAGUGAUUCAGCCAAUCGCAGUAAAGCUCUACCGUAACUGUAAUAUUUUGAACCAGCGUCAACUUCAACAGCAGCAGCAGCAGUUGUUCCAAGCAAGACGAUCGGAAAGUAAAUGUAACGUAUCGGUGUGAGAAAUAAAAGCAACUUACUUUCCGUCGUACUCUUCGUGAAAGGUAAAUUUAUAAUAUCUUGCUGGAGCGCAAAAACGGCCCAAAUUAAAUCGCAGAAAACCACGAGGAAUUGGAGGUUCGUGUUUUUUACCUUCGACGGAGAAACUAAAAAAAUGGCACCUACCAAAGUGGUAAACACACAGAAUAAACCAAAUGUCCCACCAUUGACGACACGUCGAGGAAUAACAACUCGAAAUCAAAAGACAUUGGUAAACAAUGCUUUGACAAAACCACCCGUGGUUAUGAAAGACCCUCGAAUCAAGAGGAAAGCUGAUGCUUCUCCUCUUAAAGACAAAACGACCAAACGAUCUGCAUUAGGAAACAUCACCAAUGCUAUUGGCAAAUCUUUUGGCGUGCAGCAUCAGGAGCCUAAAAAAUUGGUCAAAAAAGCACCAAUAACCCAAGUGAAACCAUUGAUCCAGAAUCAUCAAUCGAAAGGUUUAGAAAAAAUAAAUGUGCGGCCAGAUCAUGUUGCUCCAAAAACAAAAAUUACCACGAGGGCCAAAAGUAUUCUUAAGGACGAAGAGAAAGUUGAUUUACCGAGCAAGACAACCUUAAUAAACACACGCCGUAGCCAAGAUCUCGAGAAAUCCGAGGAUAGUUCGUUAUAUGUGAGCGCUUUGGAGGAAGUUCCCGAAGACAGUGCCAAAAAAGCGACCAAAACUAUAAAUAAGGUUGAAAGUGAAGUGAAAGAUAGCAAGACUAGUAAUGAAACGGAAGAUAGCGGAAAGGUAUCAAAUAUAGUGCUUGAAGAACCAUUGAUAGCUGAAAGAUUAGACGUUAUUCCUGAACGAGAAUUGCCACCGGGUGUUCAGUGGGAUUUUGACGCCGAAAACUGGCGCGAUCCUUAUCAAGUUUCCCAAUAUGCUAUGGAAAUAUUCGAGUAUUUGAAAGGAAGGGAAAAAUUGUUCGUGAUUACCGAUUACAUGGAAAGACAAGUCUGUCUCUCCCGAUGGAUGAGAUCGUUACUCGUCGAUUGGAUGGUCGAAGUACAAGAAUCUUUUGAACUUAAUCACGAGACUCUUUACCUAGCCGUCAAAUUGGUCGAUCUUUAUCUCACCAAAGUAACCGUUGGCAAAGAAACUCUCCAGUUACUCGGUGCCGCCAGUCUUUUUAUUGCUAGCAAAUUUGACGAACGAAUCCCUCCAAUGGUAGAGGAUUUCUUGUACAUAUGUGAUGGUGCUUAUUCCCAAAGAGAGCUCAUUCGAAUGGAAAUGAACGUGCUCAAAAUAGUCGACUUCGAUCUCGGCAUACCUUUGUCCUAUAGGUUUCUACGUCGUUACGCUAGAUGCGCUAAAGUGUCGAUGCCAACGUUGACCCUGGCGCGUUACAUCCUGGAGUACUCGUUGAUGGACUACUCGACGAUAAUGCACAGCGACAGUAAAAUGGCCGGGGCGGCCCUCUUCCUGGCACUCCAGAUGAAGGACCUUGGUGGUUGGACGCCUACCCUUGAAUAUUACACCGGAUAUAAGCUCGAGGACAUCAAAGAUAUCGCCAUUGUACUUAAUCAAGGACUCCACAGAAAGCAUAAAGACGCUCUUGCCACAGUACGCAAUAAAUACAGCCACAAAAUAUUCUUCGAGGUAGCCAAGGUGCCAUUGAAAGAAGUAUUAGAUAUUUAAUAACUCAAAAAUGGUAAGUAUGGAAACAAUAUUUAAAUAGACUCGAGGCUGACAAUGCUGCGGAAUAGUUCAGUCCGCGAAAAGCUGCAACCGUUAUCUCGCUGAUUUGAAAAGAAAAAGAAUGGUGUAUACUUGCGACUUUCAAAGAGUUUGCGGAUGCAAGGCGAGGCGGCUCGAAUCGUUGAAGUGAAGAUCGAAAAAAGCCCCAGUACCUCAAUUAAUAGGACCAAUUAGUUUUUAAACGACCGAGCGAUACUGUGACGAAAUAAUGAUUCACUCUUAUAUUGCGUGCCGUUGCAAUGCGAUCGUUUACUUUUUUUUUUAUUUUUGCAAGUUUCUUUUGUAAUCAAUUUAUCCAAAAGUUCAUGAAAUUUCAAUUUGUAACGUCGUUUUAAGCAUGUUUUUUUUCUAUUUAUUAAUAUUAUUAUUACUAUGAGAGAUUUUAGUGCAGUGAACGAUCGGUUUCUAGACUUUUUAUUUCUCGAAGUAUCACUAGUUUUCUGUGCCUCAUGGAUAUGAAUCAUACCACCGAAAACAGUUUGUAACGAGUAUGACUGUUUACCAUAAAUUUGAUAAAAAAUUUAUAAAUAUAUGUUGAAAUAUACGAAUUGAAACAGUUUUAAGAAAAUAUUCGGACGGAUGUUUUAUACGCAACGGGCGUUAUUUUGAUUUUGAUAUUCUUCUCUUUAACUAUAAUUACCGAGAGUGCGGCACAUUAUUAAUGCCCUGCAUAGACUGAUAACGUUGCUUUUGACUUGCCCCAUAAAUUUCAUCGAAAAUUCUCAUUGGCGGAAAUAAUAGUUGACAUAAUAAUAAUGAUUGUCCGUAUGCAAGGUUAUUCACAAUUUUUCAACUUGCUUAUGGAUCAAGCGUGCGACAAUCGGCCGUGUUUAUCUGCCAGCUGUUCGUAUACUUAUUUUUACAAAUAUAUAAAAAUUCAUUCACGAAAUUUGAGCAUUUAUCGAUUUUUUUUGUGACGUACGCAUAUAUCCGAUUCGAAUAUGAUGCAAGAUUUGAUUUUUCCAUUGGAGGUGUACGCGGAGAACUUGGAAAAAUCCUUCGAUAUCAAAAUCUCGAAUAGCUAAUCUAUCAACGGGUUUAAGAAAAAAUUUGUGGCGAACGAACUUUUCGGAAGCGCUAAAUGAAAAAACGAGCUCUAUUUUUGCAACGAACCAAUUGUCUUUCAGAACCAUUUCUCAGUGAUACGAAACACUCAUGAACGAGUCUUUCAAUCCUCAAAAUGGCGGACACUUACAAAAUCAUGCAGGUCGUUUUUUCAGUCGGAAUAAAAAUGGAAACAAAUUUAUAAAAAAAACGAAAGAGGACAAUUUUGAAAAUCAGUUCGCAUUUCUAAACUCGAUAAAGAGAAUUUAUAUUAAUCGGAUUGAAAAUUGGCGAUUAGUUAAUGGAAAUUAUUAUAAUAAUAGUAACUAAGAUAAUGAUAAUGAAUCCUUAAAAAAAAAAGAAUAAAAAAUAAAACACUGCUCCGAUAUCGUGUAAGUGAUCGCGACUCAAAAACGAAUAAUGAAAAAGCACCGUUGUACAUAAAAAAUCACUGUCGUUCAAAUCUGUAAAUACUGAUGAAUAUAUAUACAUACAUAUAUAUAGUUAUUUUUUCCGACCACAGGACUAAUGUUUCGGGAUAGGGAUACACAAAAGGAAAAUUUUUCGAAACGUCCAAAAGUUGCAAUGCUCAUGAGUAUAAUAAAAAUUACGAGGUGUAAAUAAUUGUAGUCUAGAUGUUUUUUUCUCCAUUUGCGAUCGACAAUUUUAAUGGAAACUAGGGUUUAAGACUGUGUAUGCAAAAAUCGGAACAGCUAAUUUGACAAUAAAGAAACGAUGAUAAAAGUC
This is a messenger RNA of Venturia canescens, 3840 nucleotides long. RefSeq names its product cyclin B3 (gene CycB3). The record is from RefSeq and is a predicted model, not a curated record. Gene Ontology annotation, cellular component: nucleus; cytoplasm; cyclin-dependent protein kinase holoenzyme complex. Gene Ontology annotation, biological process: mitotic cell cycle phase transition; regulation of cyclin-dependent protein serine/threonine kinase activity. The coding region runs from base 481 to 1989 and encodes 502 amino acids. The transcript has 8 exons. Lineage: Eukaryota; Metazoa; Arthropoda; Insecta; Hymenoptera; Ichneumonidae. Gene Ontology annotation, molecular function: cyclin-dependent protein serine/threonine kinase regulator activity.